AUGGGUGCCGUACUCUCUUGCAUUCAAGAUGGCCUUAGAGCUAUUGGCGGUUGUCUAAUGGCUAUUGUCAACGGCAUCGGCAACAUCCUCAUGGCCAUUGUCAGUGGCAUCGUGUCCAUUUUCGACGCCAUAAUUUCAUGUCUCACCUGCGGCAGCUUCAGGAGACGGAGGUCCCGCAUGACCAUGGGUACCACUACUACACAUCGUUCACCCCGCAUGCAUCGCCAUGGGCUCAGGAGGACGAGAGUUUAA
This is a messenger RNA of Paracoccidioides brasiliensis Pb18, 252 nucleotides long. RefSeq lists its product as uncharacterized. The record is from RefSeq and is a predicted model, not a curated record. The transcript has 2 exons. Bases 1 to 252 code for a protein of 83 amino acids.